Colletotrichum karsti is the source of this 846-nucleotide messenger RNA. RefSeq lists its product as uncharacterized. The record is from RefSeq and is a predicted model, not a curated record. The transcript is spliced from 2 exons. Bases 1 to 846 code for a protein of 281 amino acids. NCBI's taxonomy places the organism in Eukaryota, Fungi, Ascomycota, Sordariomycetes, Glomerellales, Glomerellaceae.
AUGGCCACCCAAGAGAACCCCGGCGCGAGCGAUCCUCGCAGCAUGGACGGUCUGCCCGCCUUAACCUACGAAAUUUAUCUCCUUAUCGUGGAAGCUUUCCUCGACAAUGUUGAGGGAGCUCUCGCAGAAUCGAUCAUGUUGGAUCCAGGCUGCCACUGCAUAAUCGAGAACAGGGUCCUCCACACACGCGCGGAAGACCCUCACAAACAAUUCUGGACAGGGCGCUUUCGCUUGAUCCAGAGCAUCUCUCAGGUCAACCAGAGAACACGCGGGAUGGCGCUGAGAAUCAUGUUCCAGCUCUCAGUAGUUCCGUGCGAAGGCGAACGAUAUCUGACCUGGUUCUGUCCCAAGGUCGAUUUCAUGCGCCUCGGCUUCGAUCCCUGGAAAGCAGGGCGCCAGGCGUUGGGCGACGCAAUCCUGCCUCUGCCGGGUCUCCAAAACGUCACCCGGCUCCGGGUUACCGGGUACGAAUUCUUGCAGGAAUUCGGCCACCAGAAGCUGGAGUUGAUCUGGGCGACGUUUCCGAGGCUCGAGUCGUUCGUCCUGACGACGUGCGGCCAAAGGCUUUGCACGCUCGGCACCGCGGACGAACUGCUUCUGGAUGCCGGCAUGCUCGUAGGUCUCGGUAACUGGGACUCUCGUCAGCACCCGCGUGCGACGUGGACCGCUACAUGGGACAGAGGUAUCCGCGUCUUCAUCGUCGAGUAUGGGCGUGGAUUGGAACACGAAAGCAUAAAGCCGACCAUGGAACUGGGAGCGAUCAGCGGCGUGGAGAUGGCUUUGGAGCUCAAAAGCGAGAACGGGGGCAACAUUCAAUCAACCUUGAGAACGUAUGCUACGGUAUGA